ACGUCGAGUCAUUCGAGUGAGGAGUGAGCCAAAAUGAAUUGUCACAAACUCAGCAUCCAAACUUGCCCAUAAGAACGCUCGCAUGGCUUUUGUAUUGCGCCAUAAACGUUUCGCUGCUCGUAACGCCACAACGCUCGACGUUUCGCAGCGGCUUUGCUUUCGCUUCUCUUCUCGCGCGUAAAGCGGUCUCCCCAGAAAACAGAAAAUAGAAAACCAAGAAACCAAGAAUAUAAAGGAAAACCCCCUCCGUAGACAGACAAAACUCAAAGUCUCCAACGACUCAAAGCGCCUCAGUCGCUGCCGCUCUGCCGCCGUUUCUGUCGACGCCGCUGCCCGCGCUGGCAGCAAGAAUUACCAAUUACACGAAAUUUUUAUACUCUUUUAAAAAUUUCGUUUUAUUAUAAUAUUUAUUAUCGUGGCGCGCAGUAGUGUCUGCGGAACUCAGCUCUCCACUCUUUGGAAUUUCGGCCCUCCGAUUCCGAUUCGGAUUAUACGAUUAUACGACUAUACGACUCUACGACUGUAGUGCGGCUAUACGAUUCAGUUUCCGAUUCGCAGUGUUUAUUGUUCCGUUUCGGCCGCCGGCUUAUUGUCACUUAAGUGUUACAGAUCGCGUAAAAUAUAAUAAAAUUGUGUGUGAAAUUCAGAACCGAAAAAACUGUCAAAGCACAACGGUUUAUAACUCUCUGUGUGCGGUUCAUAAAAAUUAAAAAGACAUAAAGUUGACAUCGUAAAAGGCUCUCGCCUUUCCGUACCAGACUUCGAUAGUUCUACCUGCAAAGUGUUUUAUGGCAUUUUAAACAAAGUAAUUAAAGCAAAACGUUGGGAGAAAGCAUUUCUCCGACCUCACGCACACACUCACGCACUUGAGAAGUCGUUAAAAGCCGCAGGAAAACUCACUCUGCCAUAAAAAUACAAGAGUGCCAUUAAAAAAGAUCGCGCGCCUAUAAAUCACAUGUACGAAAUCCCGCCGGCACGACGUCCAUUCGAAUUUCCGCGUAAUUGAUGACCGCAUUUUAAUUGCUUUUACAACAAAUAAAAGAUACACACACCCCAAACACACACAUGCGCCACACACACUUGUGCCACAGCUGGAAAAACAACGCAAAACGAGACCAUAUGCAAAUUUAACAAAUUUCGUUGUGAAUUCGCCAGCUUCGAGCGAAAAAAGUAACAGAAACAGAAAAGCUGCAAAUACAAGCUGCUCGCCAAAAGUUCGCUAGAGAAAACUUGAGAAAGCAGUUGCCGCCGCCCUAGCCGCCGCCGCCGCCUCUGCCUCCGCCAGCGUUUCAGCCAGCAGCAGCAGCAACAACAACAACAGCAGCAACGCGAUCGCUGGAAGCAACGCAAACAACACCAACAACAGCAGCAGCAGCCCAAGCAGCAGCAGCAACAACAACAGCAAUCUCAAUUUGAGCGGAGGAUCCCUAUCGCCGAGCCAUUUGAGCCAACAUCUGGGCCAAUCGCCCCACUCACCCGUCUCCUCGUCGUCGCCCUUUCAGCAGCACCACCCACAGGUGCAGCAGCAACACCUGAACCACCAGCAGCAGCAACAUCUGCACCACCAGCAGCAGCAGCACCACCAGUACUCCUCGCUCUCGGCCGCUUUUCAGCUCCAGCAGCAACAACACCACAUUAGCAAACUAGCCGCCGCCGCAGUAGCCUCGCACGGUCACGCCCACCAGCAACUGUUGCUAACGCCCCCCUCGGCGGGCAACUCUCAAGCGGGCGACAGCAGCUGCUCCCCGUCGCCCUCGGCGUCCGGCAGCUCCUCGCUGCACCGCAGCCUCAACGACAACUCCCCCGGCUCCGCAUCCGCGUCCGCCUCCGCAUCCGCGGCCAGUUCCGUCGCCGCCGCUGCAGCCGCCGCCGCCGCUGCGGCUAGCUCCUCGUUUGCCAUCCCCACCAGCAAGAUGUAUCCGUACGUGUCUAACCACCCCAGCAGCCAUGGAGGCCUCUCCGGAAUGGCCGGGUUCACCGGACUGGAGGAUAAGUCGUGCAGCAGGUACACGGACACCGUGAUGAACAGCUACCAGUCGAUGAGCGUACCUGCCUCGGCAUCCGCACAGUUCGCUCAGUUCUAUCAACAUGCCACAGCCGCCGCAUCGGCGGUAUCCGCGGCCAGUGCCGGCGCGAUCGGCGUGGACUCGCUGGGAAACGCCUGCACACAGCCCGCCUCCGGCGUGAUGCCGGGGGCAGGGGGAGCGGGCGGAGCCGGUAUCGCCGAUCUGCCCAGGUAUCCCUGGAUGACGCUUACAGACUGGAUGGGAAGCCCCUUCGAGCGUGUCGUUUGCGGCGAUUUCAACGGCCCCAACGGCUGUCCCCGAAGGCGCGGUCGCCAGACCUACACUCGCUUCCAGACCCUCGAACUGGAGAAGGAGUUUCACUUCAACCACUACUUAACUCGGCGAAGGCGCAUUGAGAUCGCACAUGCCCUCUGCCUGACCGAGCGGCAGAUCAAGAUCUGGUUCCAGAACCGGCGCAUGAAGCUGAAGAAGGAGUUGCGAGCCGUCAAGGAGAUAAAUGAACAGGCGCGACGCGAUCGCGAGGAGCAGGAGAAAAUGAAGGCCCAGGAGACGAUGAAAUCCGCCCAGCAGAACAAGCAAGUGCAGCAGCAGCAGCAACAGCAGCAGCAGCAGCAACAGCAGCAGCAGCAACAGCACCAGCAGCAGCAACAGCAGCCGCAGGACCACCACUCGAUCAUCGCACACAACCCGGGCCACUUGCACCACUCCGUGGUAGGUCAAAACGAUCUCAAGCUCGGCCUUGGCAUGGGCGUGGGCGUGGGCGUCGGAGUGGGCGGCAUCGGCCCGGGCAUCGGUGGCGGCUUGGGGGGCAAUCUGGGCAUGAUGAGCGCCCUGGACAAGAGCAACCACGACCUGCUAAAGGCGGUCAGCAAGGUCAACUCUUAAGCUGAUAGCCACCCAUCGCCCAGCCGAGCCAACGAGCCAUUCUUCCACCAACCGCACCACUAGCACCACCACCGCAGCCACCGCCAGGAUCAGCGUCCGGCGUUAUUUUUCGUCUCCUCGUCUGUGUAGCGCGCGAGAUAGCAAGCAGAAGAUGAACUCGAUAACUAAAAUACGUAAAGUUUUACAUAGUAAAUAGUUGCAUAAGUCUACAAAAAACAUACAUACACGCAAAUGGCUGGGUGCGAUGGCUUAGAGGCGAUUAACUGGACCGGGUUUUAUUGCUGUGGAUCGAAGUUUUCUGAGGUUUCCCCAACUGCAGUGGCCUAUUUGAUAGAGCAACGCAUGCGAUUCCCUUCCAGAUCUCCAGUGGGAAUUUGUGUAUCCGACAUUUCUUCCAUACUUUCUCUUUUGCAACCCCUAAAUGGGCAAUUCAACCCCCAGUGCAGUGUCUCUGGGCCAACGGGCCCAGUUCGGUAAUAUUAAUGGAUAACUUGAACUACUUAGAAUAGCGGUAAUCGCCUAAGGAAGGAGUUAGCAGGAGACGCGAUCUAUAUAAAUGAAUAUUGACGAAAUGAGCGAUUUUUGAUAGUCAGAGAACUCCGGUGCCCGCCACCAACCAACUUCCAAUGGAAGAGGUUUUGGGGGGCAACUCGACGGAUUCGAGUGUAAAAUUAUUUGCGACUGCUGUAGAAUAACCUAGUUCGAUAUUUAGAGCCACGUUCGACUAUGUUAAACGAUAUAUGAAUACAUAAUAAUAUGGAUAUGCUUAUAGAUUAAAGAUACUUACCUAUAGAGUUAUAAAGCGUACGUUUUGUAUCCACCUAUUUAUUGGAGAUUUAUGUUUAUGUUUUCAAAAAAAAACCCUCUUCCAAUGUUUUGUUAAGUGAUGUGUUUACUGUGUGUUUGCUGUAUUUCGUUGUAUGCCAACGCUUGAAUACAAUGAUUUCUUCAAUGCCAUAUUAAUCUUAACUCGAGAGAAAGUAAACAAUUAAGCAGCUAAAGUACGCAAAACACUUGCGCAAGUAUUUCCAUAAUACCAGUUGUAAGAACAAACGGUAUGCAACAUACCUAAAAGCAUAAUCACGAUUUCAAAUACGUAAUAUUAAUAAUGAGAUAUGAAACAAAAGUGGAGUCAGACGGAGCUGAGAAAUUAAAUGUCGUUUGCCAGUGACUAAAAUUUUAAAUUAACUACCAUUAAGCGAAGAACUCAAUAGGCAUCGCUUGAAAGGCCUACAAAUCUACAAAUAAAAUAACAAACGAAAGGAAACUCUGAAAUACGUAUUAGCUUAAGGUUGCAACCACAAACAAACUGUCGAGGAAGGCCAAGAAAGGGGUGUUUUAAAAAUGGAAGUAUCGGCAGAACCCAUAUACGUAGAUUUCAAACUUCCCGAAAUUAAAUUUACCUAGCGUAGUCUCUCCCGGAUUGCAAGUUGAAUUAAAGUCAGAAACUCUAUUUAUUAUACACAACCGAUGGGAAGGGAAGCGAAGGGAAGCAAAGGCUUACACAGCGCGUAUUUACAUAAACAAUUAUUGACAAAUAUAUAUGAAUAUAUAUUACAAAUAUAUACAACUAUGAACUAACAUGUGUAUGUAUAAACACCUAAAUGUAUGUGUAUCUAGUAUGGUUAACACUAAAAGCAGUCGAGUCAAAGUAAGUCACCUUUUGCCCAAAACCAGUCACCACCAAAAAUAAGCAUCCCCAACCAGCGCUCAUGUUUUUCUCGAUGGGAUCCCAACUAUCCCACUGUCCCACAGUCCUUUGUUUUCGAGUCCCACUGGUCGAGUGAUAUUCCCGGGUGGCGACAACCUUUUGCCUUGUUUCACGACUUGAUUGAAGGAAACUGAGUGGUUUCUGUUCCUGUUCCCGCUUCAGUUUUGGUUUUUGUUGCGUUUCAGUUUGGUUUAAGUUAAAUGUUUAGUCUUAUUUGGACGGCCUAGCAAAUUAGCGCGUAAAUCAAUAUUUUGUUUGAACCCUAAUGCUAAAACUUCUGUUAAUUUUACUUUAAGUUUAGUUGUGACGAAUUGUGUAUUAUAUAAUUUUAUGCGAUUUUCAAAUGAAUGCGAAAAAAUUAAAAACACCUUUGUUUUACUCCGACUGGGAAGCAACUGCAACGAGAACCCAUCCAUACGCUGACCUUUUCGAUGAGGUCCAAAAACUCCAAAUCAAAUUUAACAUUAGAUAAUGCCUAACGAACAUAUAUACGUAGAAUCACGUCGAUACUAUUUACUAACCAACCAAGUUUACUCACUCAGCCGGAAGUAUUCGGAGAUUGCGAUAGUUCAAGAACCCGCA
Molecule: messenger RNA, 5205 nt
Organism: Drosophila erecta
Lineage: Eukaryota; Metazoa; Arthropoda; Insecta; Diptera; Drosophilidae
Product: homeobox protein abdominal-A
Exons: 6
Coding region: 1914-2912 (332 amino acids)
Biological process (GO): anterior/posterior pattern specification; negative regulation of transcription by RNA polymerase II
Cellular component (GO): nucleus
Molecular function (GO): RNA polymerase II cis-regulatory region sequence-specific DNA binding; DNA-binding transcription factor activity, RNA polymerase II-specific
Source: RefSeq, a predicted model, not a curated record